This is a messenger RNA of Scomber japonicus (chub mackerel), 900 nucleotides long. Its product is annotated as R-spondin-3-like. Bases 1 to 765 code for a protein of 254 amino acids. NCBI's taxonomy places the organism in Eukaryota, Metazoa, Chordata, Actinopteri, Scombriformes, Scombridae. The record is from RefSeq and is a predicted model, not a curated record. The transcript is spliced from 5 exons.
AUGCGGAUACCAUCAUUACUUUGGAUUCUGCACUUUAUGAAUCUCACAAAGGGUCAAGAUAACACAAAGAUUCUGCGAUACAGACGUAGCUCCUCAGUGAGCGGACUCUGCCAGGCAGGUUGUGCGACCUGCUCAACCAUGAAUGGCUGCCUGUCCUGUAAACCUCGCCUCUUCUUCCACCUGGAAAUGGAUGGGAUGAGGCAGAGGGGUUCCUGUCUGUCAUCAUGCCCCCGGGGUCACUACAGCACUCGCUCGCCACACAUCAACACCUGCACUAGGUGCAAGGAAGACUGCGCUUCCUGCUUCAGUGAAACGUUCUGCACACGCUGUCACCCAGGCCACUUCCUGUUCCGGGGCAAAUGUGAAGACAGCUGUCCGAAGGGCCUAACAGCAAACGCAGCAAUGCGGGAAUGUACAGAAUGCCCAGUAGGCUGUGAGCUGUGUGUGAGGAGUAACAUGUGUGCGAGGUGUAGAGCAGAUCUGUACUUUCUUCACGGCCAGUGCCAUAAGACCUGCCCAAGAGGAUUUGAGCCCGAUGUUCAGCUCAUGCAGUGCAUCCCCCAAGUGGACUGUGAGGUAGGAGAAUGGACAGAGUGGGGUCCAUGCAUUCGGAAACGCAGCACGCGGGCCUACAGGAAGGGAAAGGAGACACGUACCCGACAAGUCCUGCAUGCCCCUAGUAUCUAUGGUGACCCCUGCCCACACCUGUCAGAGAUCAGGAAGUGUGUCAUCAAAAAGAGACAGAGUCAAAAUAGGCUGUGGUAAAUUCAAAAGGAGAUCCUUCUGAAAUUUUAUACACACUCACCUUCUACACUGGCUGGCAACUAAGAAAAAUGUGGAAAAUUCUUGUAAAUUGUAAAAAUGUAAAACCUCAAAUAAAACUGAUUUUUUUAUAUGCAU